Peniophora sp. CBMAI 1063 is the source of this 1752-nucleotide messenger RNA. Lineage: Eukaryota; Fungi; Basidiomycota; Agaricomycetes; Russulales; Peniophoraceae. The record is from the annotation of a GenBank genome assembly.
AUGUCGCCUUCCCUGAAAGCUCAGGCGCAAGCGACGGAUGCCACAUGGGAAGCGAUCUUCAACGCUCGCUUGAACGCUGUCAUUGGCGGCUCCUGUGCGACGUUGAACGAAGCGCAGGCACAGACGCUUCAACUCGAGUUCAAUGCGAUACAGAAGUACACUAUUUUGGCAAAGCGGCGUCGCAACGCCUGCAUGGGCGCUUGCGGGCUACCGGUGGAGAUUCUGGCGAACAUCUUCGCAUUCGCGCAGGUGGGCUGGACACCGUCUCUGUCCUCCCGCGCCGACAUGAAGUAUGACUUCGGCUGGAUGAAUGUCACCCAUGUUUGUUAUCUCUGGCGUUCGGCUGCUAUCGGCACCGCUCACUUGUGGCCCGACAUCCGCAUCAUGACGCUUCCCCCCAGAAUGGCAACGGAUAUAUUGCGGCGUUCCCAGCGCUUACCGCUCUCCGUCUACGCCCAUAAUCAGCGACACAAGCACUACAAGGAGAACGGCAGCCAUGCGCUACUCCCCCUCUGGCUAUGCGAGCCCAUUCUCCCCCGCAUUGAGAAGCUCAGCUUCUAUUGUGAGUGGGAGGAGUUUCAGGACUGGCGUUUGGCACUUCGUCGACCCAUGCCCUCCAUUCGGGACCUAUCCAUCGAUGUUUUUGUCGCCGAUUGGCAUGAACUGGAAAUCUCGGACGAUAACUUCCUAGGCGGCGAACCUAUCCCGUCGCUGAAGCGACUCACGCUCGGAAGUAUCGCUCUCCCUGAGACGUCACCCUUGUACUCCAGUAACUUGACUUUCCUCAGUCUCUCUACCGGGCCAAUGAUGGAGGUGGGGAUGAGCUUACCCACGACGGCGACGUUUCGGUCUCAGUUGCUGCUCAUGCCCAAUCUUGAGGAGCUUCGCCUGAGGGAUUAUCUUCCAGAGCCUGAGUCCGAGAUAUCGGUGCCACACUUCCUCUUCCCACCCGCGUUCAAGAAGCUGCACGUCUUCGUCUCCAAGCCGGACAUCAUGUACACUUCCUAUCUCGACUUCUGGAGCCAGUUCCACACUCGAUUCACCACAGCCGUCGUCGCAGUUGUCUCAGUCGAGCUCACUACACGCGGCAUCUUCAUAGCUGCUGCUGCGUUAGCUCACUUUAUCAAAAGCGGACCGCAACCGCAAGAAUUAUGGCUUUCUCAGGCGGCAAUGAUGUCGCGCUACAGUGAGCGACCGCGCGAAGCAUGGGGGACCCGGUGGGACCCCAAUGCUGACUAUCCCGCCGGACAGACAUCGUUGGCGGACUGGGCCAUCGAUGCGCGACAAGGGCGGCGUCUGCACACCGGAAGAGCUCUGGCGAGCGCGUUUCAGAGCCGCAUGGCAUCGGCCUCGUUGAGCGCCAUCAACUUCUCGGGCGGGGCCGUCACGGCCAACAAUGGCGGGGAUGACCCUGCGGGUCUUUGGCUGUCGAGGUUCGGCGGGCAUCGCGCUGUGAAGCGUAUCACGGUGCCAUACGUCCUCUGCGAGAAGUUGUUCAACGCGCUCGGGCAAAAGAGCGACGACGGUGAAGCGUUCAAGCUGUUUCCCGCGCUCGAGACGAUCGUGUUCUUCCACCGGGACGGGCUCUGCGACAAAAAGCUGCGCAUCGGUUUGGACGUGGCGCUCUUCGAUUUGCUCGAUAGGAGGCGUGAGCGCGGGACGCCGCUGCGGGAGCUCUUGGUAGACGGUGCGGUGGCGGAUUGGAGAGUGUGGGAUAAUAUCGGCGAAGGGACUAGUGUCUCGUUUUUCUAG